Fulvia fulva is the source of this 1107-nucleotide messenger RNA. RefSeq lists its product as uncharacterized. Lineage: Eukaryota; Fungi; Ascomycota; Dothideomycetes; Mycosphaerellales; Mycosphaerellaceae. Gene Ontology annotation, cellular component: nucleus. The transcript has a single exon. The coding region runs from base 1 to 1107 and encodes 368 amino acids. The record is from RefSeq and is a predicted model, not a curated record.
AUGGCCUCCCACAAGGACACACACCUCACCAACCUCGACCGCAAACAGCGCAACCUCUCCAACGGCCGCGAGAUCUCCUCCAGCAGCACGCUCUCCUUCACCUCCCAGCUCAGCUCCCUCAUCAACGCCUCCACCACCUCAAACGCAAAGUCAGCACCAGCACGAUCGCGCCCAAAGAAAGAGGACAUCUUCACAACACACAACAGGAACAGCGCCAAGCGAGCGAAUCGCGACCUCGAAGCCGACAAUGCCGGCACUUUCCAACAAAAGCACAGCACCAAGAGCGAUCCGCUCGAUGCCAGCGCUUGGGAGCGGAGUAAGCGCAAGAUGGAGGAGAAGGCGCGGCUGUAUGCUGCCAUGAAGAGGGGCGAUGUAGAGGAUGAGGAUGGGAAGUAUGCAGUAGACUUUGAUGCAAAGUGGGCAGAUGCUAGAGCUGAAGGCAAGGAGGACGAUUCGGAUGAUGAUCCGGACAGUGAUGAUGGCGCUGGAGAAGAGGUGGAGUAUCUCGAUGAGUUCGGCCGCACACGGAAAGGCACGAAACUAGACGCCAUGCGCGCUGAGACAUCGCGAAGAAGGAACGAAGGCGCCCAGGGAGCUGAUGCAGCACGACCUUCUGCGCCGACAAACGUGAUAUAUGGCGACACGAUCCAGCACGAGGCUUUCAACCCGGAUACACAAACCUGGGACGCUAUGUCUGAGCUUGCCAAGAAGAGGGACAAGUCCCUCACUCCUCCACCUGAAGAACAUUUCGAUAGCAACAAGGAGAUCAGGACAAAGGGUACUGGCUUCUUCCAAUUUAGUGGCGAUGCCGAAGAGAGGAAGCGGCAGAUGGAGAAUUUGGAGAAAGAAAGGGAAGAGACAGAGAAGAGGAGGAAGGAGAGGGAUGGCAAGAUGAGUGAGCGAAGAGCAGAGAUCGAGAGGCGCAGGGAAGAGAUCAGGAAGAAGAGUGCGAAGAGAAAGGCCGAUGAGUUUCUGAAAGAUCUUGGUGCGCAGAUGAGUGCGCAAGAAGAGACAGAGAGUGCACCAGAUGCGACGGAGAAGACUGGCACGGAUAUGACAGAUCGUAUUGAGGCUGCGAUACGGCGUGAGGAAGAAGAAGAUACUUGA